AUGGGGUCUCGAAUACUUCUCGACGAGCCAAUAACAGUUUCUGACCAUAUGGCUGCUGUCCAGGCAAUUGGUAUCUCCAUAUACGGAUAUUCUGCCACUUCCAACCUCCAAAAGUCCGAGAAUUGGGGAAUCUGCCUAACUUCGCCGGCCCUAGAUCUAUUUUCCAAGCCUCCCGUCCAAAAUUUUUCCCAUAUUCUCUCCAUCUCUACCCUCGGCCAAUCAACAUCACCGGCGGCUGAAGAAUUUUCCGGUGAGGCGAGAACACACGAGCAUAUGGCCGAUAGCCACCAGAUGCGGCUAACAAAAGCUGGCCAUUCACGGCUGAGUGCUGGCCUUAGCCGCGGCCAAGCAGAUCCGAGCCACAUGCGACCGAAGAGCUUCAGUUUCCGGUGA
Striga asiatica is the source of this 393-nucleotide messenger RNA. Lineage: Eukaryota; Viridiplantae; Streptophyta; Magnoliopsida; Lamiales; Orobanchaceae. The record is from the annotation of a GenBank genome assembly.